GCGCGACUCCGGGGGUGGGGUAUGUGGCGUUGUCUGCGUCCGGACCGAAAAUCAUGUACACGAGGGGCAAUUUCACACAAUCGCUCCCACCAUUUACUGGACAGACAUGGCAUCAUUCAUCCCGAAUACAGUUUCUCUCUGCUUGAAACCAAAUUCUCAUCUUGAAUCAUUCUUGCGGGGAUUAGGUGAGAGGGACUUCGUCUACGGUAUGAUUCACAUAUACAAAGUAUACAGACCAUUACUGAGCUCGAUCAGCGCCAAGUUGGCGACUUCAGAGAUAAGGUUUUUUUUGUUUUUUUUUUCAGCAGUUGACGGUGGAUCUCACUAAUUUAGGGGCCCUCAAAGUUAGCCACGCAUCAGUCUAGCCCCAUUAGGUAGGGGGCCAUAGGAAGCUUGCAGAUUCUAACUUAAGCACGUACGGUAGGGCAAAUAAUCGUUUUCUUAGUAAGCCGGGGCUUACGCGUAUUUAUAGAGCCGUAGCUCGGUUAUCAUGCAAAAUC
Molecule: messenger RNA, 500 nt
Organism: Babjeviella inositovora NRRL Y-12698
Lineage: Eukaryota; Fungi; Ascomycota; Pichiomycetes; Serinales
Exons: 1
Coding region: 107-328 (73 amino acids)
Source: RefSeq, a predicted model, not a curated record